Hymenoscyphus albidus is the source of this 597-nucleotide messenger RNA. Lineage: Eukaryota; Fungi; Ascomycota; Leotiomycetes; Helotiales; Helotiaceae. The record is from the annotation of a GenBank genome assembly.
AUGACUUUCUUUGAAGGGUCAAUGUAUCUCUGGAUCUUUCUCCAAUUCCCAGCUCUAGAAUUCGCGCACGAGGAAGGUGGCUGGGGUGACACCAUGUCAUUUGGCAUCAUCUUCGCCGCCAUGAUGUGUUCCAUGAUACUGGGGUCUCAAUUCUUCAUCUAAUACUCCAGGCUUCCCAGAAGCCGUUGGGUGGUCACAACCUCCAAAUUGCUUGCACUCACUCUAAUUAUCGCGAGCAUCUGCUUCAUCAUUCCUACCCUAUAUCACAACGAAGCCGUGACAUUCUGGUGCUUCUGCAUUUUCGAGGUAUGCUGUGGGAUCUACUUCCCCAGCGUGGCUCAUCUAAGAGAGCGGAUCAUCGAAGAUCAUAUUCGUGCCAGGGUCUCCAGUGUCUUGAGAAUCCCACUGAAUUUAUUCGUUGUGAUUGGUCUUGUCUCAAACAGAGAAGGUAAGCUUUUCUCUAAUCCUUAAGCAGAAAUUGUUAAGCUCAUGAAGUCGCGGCUAGGGCGGCAGCACCGAGAAAAUGUAUUCGGGAUUUGUAGCGUGGGCCUGCUUUCGGCAGCAACUAUUCUCGGGGUAUUGGGUACCGAUGAGUAG